GUUGGCAAGCACGGCUGUUGUUAUUUAAUAUGAUGCAACAGCUGUUUACAUUGUUUACAUUCCAAUAAAACUGUUGCAUGUUUCUUAAAAAAAUGUAAACUUUGCUUGCUAUAUUAAUAAAUUGCAAAUAAUAAAAUGGAGUAAAAUACUAAAUUUCUAUAAUCAGCAUUGAUAUUUUAUAACAUAAAGUUGAUACCGUUGAAUUCUAUAUAUAUCAAAUAUGUCGCCAGCAAAAAGGGAAAAAUUAGAGCGAAUUACCAAGCAGCAGAUGCAAUGUUACAUGCUGUUCUGUAAACAACACCCUAAAUUAACUGGUGUCAAAACCGAGAGCUGCAAUAAAAGUGAUACUUCACAAACACAUGAAUUAUGGACGCAGUUAGUGGAACGUCUUAACGAGAUGCAAGGUCCCACGCAAAGUGUGAAGAUGUGGAAGGAAACCCUAGCACAUUGGAAAAGUCAGGUCCGCUCUCAUUUACGUAGGUAUCAAAAGCAAACUGGAAGAAAUAUAAUUACUUCCGCAAGUUAUAACAAACGUACUGAGAUUUCUGUGUCAACAACUAUACUGCACCAGGUCUCCGAAAUAAAAGCAGAACAGAAUGUUGAUGAUAAAAGCGCGGACAACGAUUCCUGUACUUCGAGCUCAUCGAGAUCUACCUCAUUUCCUCACAAAACGCACAAAAAGAACAUGAAAACGAAAGCGCCGAAUAUGAAUUAUACUGACAUUUGUAGUAUCAUAUUAAAUACUUUAGAAGCACGUAGGGAAAGAGAAGAGGCGUUAUACACAAAUCAAAUAAAUUUAAUUAGCAAAUUAGAUCAGACAUUAACUUUAAUGACCAGUGUUUUUGAAAAAGUUGAUAGGAAAUUGGAUAAAAGUUAAUUACUUAUUGAUGAAUCAGCUUUUGCAAUAUUGUGCCACAAAUGUUUUAAACUACAUGGCUGUAAUUAGUUGUAAAUUUGAAUAAUUUUUAGUUAGUAAGAUUUAGCUUAAAGCAAUUUUUUGAAAUAUAUAAAACAAUAAAGCGCUUAUCUUCAAAAAUUAGCAAAUA
Zeugodacus cucurbitae (melon fly) is the source of this 1046-nucleotide messenger RNA. Its product is annotated as Bifunctional pantoate ligase/cytidylate kinase. The transcript has 4 exons. The record is from RefSeq and is a predicted model, not a curated record. Bases 221 to 877 code for a protein of 218 amino acids. NCBI's taxonomy places the organism in Eukaryota, Metazoa, Arthropoda, Insecta, Diptera, Tephritidae.